Molecule: messenger RNA, 1770 nt
Organism: Seminavis robusta
Lineage: Eukaryota; Bacillariophyta; Bacillariophyceae; Naviculales; Naviculaceae
Source: the annotation of a GenBank genome assembly
AUGAAAGAUUCCGAGGACAAGAUAGAACACGGGCCAUCAGAGCUACCACCAACAGAAGAUGACCCGGAUUCUGCUUCGUCGGUUGCCCCGAACGAUGAGAGCAACCGCGAAAAGCGUCUUGUCGCAUUGACCACCGAAUCAUUGGUCAUACUAGACGCUGUAAGACUGAGCAGCAACAGCAACAACAGCGGCCAAAGAGUCAAGUCACCGGGUGCUAUCAGUGCAGGGAUUGCUGAAAUAGUUCGUGAAAACGAUCAUGAUCAGCUAAUGACAAAUGAAUUGCCACCAUCAGCAGUGACAGCAGCAAACGGCAGUGAAGCGUUACGUAAAACAGAACGUCGUACACCAGAUUCGAUCAUUCCAAAUCACACCGAAACGACUGACACUCCAAGCCCAACCGUGCUUCGAGAGCAAAACAAUCGAAGACCCACAGUGGCAGUUGGUGCAUUUGCCAUUGCUGGCAUUGGCGUAUCUCCUGGUAUCGAAGAAGAUUGGAUGGACAAUUCCAACGAAGAGUUGAGCCCUCCUUGUGAAUUGAUUGAUCCAGUCAUUGACGGAGCAGUCCUAGUGGACGAUGAAACAGACAACAUGGAACAAGGAAGAGCCCAGACAAGACGGAGACACAUGGAAGUGAUUGAAGGAACCAUCAUGCCAGCCAACCAGCAGCCAAGAAACACCCGUUCCACUGUGGGUUUGGCCAUCUUGUGCAUUACGGCUCUAGUUGUCUUCCUUGCUGUUUACCUGUCUUCCUCCUCUUCUGGCUCCCAUGGAAGCAACUUUCUCAAUCAGACGUCCCGAACCACCGAGGAUGAUCCUGUGACUCCAACCAUGUAUCCACCGUUUCAGGAUGGUCUCCCUCCAAACACUCUGAAAGCAUUCCAGAAUACAUCUACGCCGGAAUACCUUGCUAAUGCCUGGAUGCAGAAUGACCCACAUCUAAACAGCUACAGUCUCAAGCGACAACUCCAAAGAUAUGACUUGGCAUGGUGGUACUACAUCACCAAUGGUGACAACUGGUACAGAAACGAUCACUGGCUCAGUUAUGAAGUACACGAAUGUGACUGGUUCACUCAGGCUCACAAUGACAGUAUUCUCCACUACGAUCAUUAUCCUGUUUGUGAUGAGAAUAACACCAUCCAGAUUCUCAACCUGAACUCCAACAAUCUGCAGGGAACACUGCCUGUGAUCAACAAAUUCCUCCCAAAGUUGCUAACGUUGGACAUUGGAAGCAAUGCCCUCCAUGGACGAGCACCAGCAGGACCAGCUGCAACAGCCAACUUGUUGGAAGUCUUUAUUGUAUCCAACAACCACUUUGAAGGGCAACUGGUGUCCACUGGCUUUAAAACAUUUGGGUUGAGGGUAGCCAAAUUGGAUGGCAAUGACCUUAUUGGUUACUUGAAUCCCCUCUUUGCCCUCUUACCCAGGCUUGAGAUUCUUCAUCUUUCUGGUAAUCUCUAUGGUGGUGGCCUACCAAACACAAUUGAUGGCAGCACAAGCCUCACCAGCUAUAAAGCAGCCGACAAUCUGUACGCAGGAACCAUCCCAGCGGCCUUUGGGAGAAUUCCCGGUCUGGAAACUAUUGAUGUUCAUGGCAAUCCAGGCUUGACUGGCCAAAUACCAUCAGAGAUUGGUGAGCUGUCAAGUUUGGCCUUUUUGGAUUUUACUGGUACAAACGUUUCUGGGCCAGUUCCUGACAAGCUUUGCGAGAGAGUGCAACAUGGUUUGAUGGAGAUUCGGGCCAACUGCAGUUUGGUAGAGUGCUGUUCUUGA